AUCUGACGCACUUUUUUUCUUGGAUGUUCGCCUUUUUCGGUAAUAAACCGCUUGGGUUUAAUAUUACUCCUUUGUCUCUGAGUACUUCUACUUGAGUACUGACCGAGUGCAUAUGCAGUACUAUUUUGGCACAAAAAUUGCAUCUGUACUAGCAGGCCACGUAAUGAAAAUGAACUAACUGUAACUACAGCACAAAGACCAGAAGCACCUACUACAAAAAUGUUGAACGCGAGCUCGUUUUCGUCUACGUUGUCCGCAGCACUAGGAAGUAUGCUUUCGGCCUUCUUCCGCAGGACUGCGCUGUUGUCGCAUCUCGUGGCACAGGUAUUCCUGCUGUCCCAAGGUGUCGGCCUCGUGGCGGCUUACAACAGCUAUCAGCAGCGCAUCCCGAACGGGUCGAGCAUGGGGGCGGUGGUUAUCAAAAUGAAUCGCAGUGCAAUUACUCUCGCUGCAUGUAGUUGCGAGUUAUUUGCGUCGUAUCUUGUUCUGAGAACGAAAAUGAAUCGAUUCUGUUUCUGAGCAAGGUCGCUGCACCUAGAAUACAGUCGCGAAGCUUUUGCGAGGAAAAAUUAAAUCGUCGCUGAUUUACCAGCGUAGUACGCACGGAAAAUUUCAGAGCUCCUCAGCGUAGAGUUAACGGCACUGUUCUUGCCUUGCAUACUCUGGCACCAGGCUCUGAACGGAGGGAAUGCGCGAAACGCUUUUGGCCUGGCGUUUGCGGUACUGUAGCUAUUUAUUUUCGAAACUACUUUACCUUUACGUUUUAGUAUCACAAGAUCAAAGUUGUACCUUGUUGGUCUCGUUGUUUCUGAAGUUGUUGUCUCCGUGACGUUUUGAAAGAAAAAUCAAAGCAACAGGCCGGCGGCCGCUCGUGGACGACGGCGUUGUGCCAGGCGGAUUCGGACGGGGAUGGCAUGACAAACGGCUACGAAUUGGGCGACCCCUGCUGCACCUUCACGGCCGGCUCCACCACCUGGACGGGCAAGCGAACGACGCAACUGACGCAGCCGGGCAUCGUGAACACGGGCGCUGAGGUGACCACGACACAUGGCUGCCCGACUCCGAGUCCCACACCGAGUCCGACGCCUACCCCCACCCCGACCCCCACGCCAUCCCCCACACCUACCCCCACACCGACCCCAACGCCAACCCCCAGCCCGAGCCCAGCCCCCGCUCCGGCAGCAAGCGAUGCGUCCAGCUUGCGGGGCAGUACGUUUGGCGCGAUCGUGGUUUCCUCGGUGCUGUUCGCCGGCGCCGCCUCGUGGUUGGCGACAACUGGUGCGCCGGGGCUUCUGUAAGAUGGUACUUAAAUAACGUCAGAUUCGCGUCUCACUCAGCUUGUGCAAAUACUCACACUACAUUUAGUGCUGGCACAUAACUUGACGUUGCGAGGACGACCGCGAAGUGGGACAGCAUUGUGAUGAAUAAAACGCAAAACAAUGGUGCUGCAGAUUGUGUCUCAAAUAUGAUAAAUCUCUCUUGCAACGGCAAGAAAUAAGCAAAAGUGGUACAACUAGCCCUGGUGUGCUGUGGAUUUGAAGGUGCUAGAAUAGGUGCAAAAAAAUGUUCACCAAUCGAACUCGAGCGAUUUUUCCCAUGUACGAUAGAGCUUUGAAUUUUUCUGGUGCUAGAAGUUUCUAAUGGGUACACUAAUGUCGUAAAUGCGUUUGGACAAGAACAAUAAGUUCCCUUUCUGUGCUAUAAAAUCUGCACCUUGCCUUUGAGCAUUCUGUUUGAGUUUCACCCUCAUGUUUAUCAUCCUUAUUCACCUCUUGAUUGUACAACAUAUGAAGAAGAACAGAACGACAUGAGGACAAAAAGACAAAUGCACACUUAGCCUUUUCAUCUUAGACUGAAGAAUCACGAAAGAGUUUCGAGAAUUAUGCAAUUUGAAAUUUAUUGAACCACGCAAUGCGUCGGCGGCCCGGGUUAGAGCGGUGCCUCCCCGCUCGCGUUUCCUCUGGGUGAGCUGCGAAAUCAUGGUCCACCUGUAAAUCACGGUCGCUCCCGGAGGGCGCUCAACUCGCAGCUCAGGACAAUUCGAACCCUCAAAUGACGCAACAGGUUUCGGAAAGAACAGAAGCAGACACUGCCGCGGACCUCAACAAAAAAACCGCGGAGCUUCUAUCCGGCACAAGCCUAGACGGAUCUGAUUGCGAUGACGAACCGAAAGUAGCCGCGCGAAUGUUUUCGAACUACGGCAGAAAGAAGUCCACUUCCGAUGUGGUUGACGAUACUGCAGAGCAGCAAGACUUGAAAGCCUUCGUGUCUGCGCACCAGUGGCUGCUGCUGUUCGGAGUGCUUGCCACGGGUUCCAUCUUCACCUUCUUCUGGCUUGCGUGGUGCCUCGGGCUUGUUCGCCGCUGCAUUUUCCGGACCGGGUAUCUCUUGACCCUGCGGAAAAAGAAGGAGCAAAAGGAAAAGCAGAAGCUAGAGGCUCUCUGCGAAAAGCAAGGGCAAGCGAAGAAAGCUACCCCGAGUUGCACGUCGCAACCCGGCUCGGAGCCGGAAGACGAAGCGGCGCCGUUGGUCUCACACGAGAAAGCUCCGCCGGCGGGCGGCGGCAGUGCGGAGGCUGCAAAUCAUGCGCAACCGUUUCUCGACAAGGAGCAAACGCAAAGCGGGACGGCGCUGCGGACGUCUCCGGGUUCUGCCUCUCAAACUGCAAGCGAUGGCGAGGCGUACCAGCUUACGCAAGAGCAGACUUCGGAGCCUGGUGUUGUCACAACGGGGGCGCCUCUCCACGGCGAGAAUUUUUCGGGCGAGCGCACGGAAGAGGAAGCGCGCGAAGGUGCGGACAGCGAGGUCAUGGAGGAGGACCGCGUGGCUGCGAGUGCUGCUCGCGUGCUCGAAGCGAAAACGGCUUCUCUGUAUUCUUUAGUCAUGGGCUUGUCUGACAGCGAGGUGAAAGCUUUUCUGGAAGAUGAAGAAGGAGCGUGAGCACGGAAGGACCUGAAGCAAGAGUCGCUCAACGGCCAGAGGAGGGCACCGGCAUCGAUGACCACGAGCACGGCUAUGACACAUCAACGUUCUGUUUUUAGUAGGCACCACCUGUCCCUACAUGGUAUGACUAAGUUGUAAAUGUAAUUCAAGCUUCAGUCAAAAAUAUCUCGAGCCUGUUCCUAAACACCGAGUUUCGACACGCAGUAUCAUCCUAGCAUAGAAGUAUUAUCAGACUUUACUUUGUUUAUGUUUUCUGACCUAUUCAGAUUUUCUCUAAAUUAAUUUAAACAAAGAAACGUAAGUACUAAAGAAGUGUUUUGUUCCUAUACAAACUUAUUUGUCCGGCCUGAGUUUAAGAGCACGGGCACACAAAGAACCCGCGACGGGAGCUACAUUUCCGACGUGCGCUGUGACCAAGCCGAGAACUACCCGGGUACCCCCUGGCACGUCUGUUUGUUGAGGAAAGCCAUUUCGCGUUGUUUUUUCGAAAACUACACGAGGAUGAGAUCGAGGUUAGAUAUGCUCCGUCCUUAUUAUUCCGCACAGCCUGCGUCUGCCUCUGUGCGUUUAAAUGUGCGGCUGCUGCACGUAUUCAGAACGGUAUCUGUCAUGGCUUUCCUUUUCUACACAUUAUUUCUUCGAUAAUGCAGACGCGGCGGCGCUUCUUCGACUCUCGGUCGGGAUAGCGCAGCACCCCUGAAAUAGAUACGACAGCACUCCCAGUAUAGUAUGUAUUUGAAUUUUGUUUCUGGAAUACGACGUAAGUAUUAGUGUCUCUAUGCUUGUUCUACGUGAUGGAUUUGAUGUAAACCAGCACCAGGGACGCUCACAGCAAAGCGCUCGGGUUCUUGUUGCUACAUUAUUAUUAUCGACGCAGAACAAAUCAAGAAAAAGAAUC
Molecule: messenger RNA, 3841 nt
Organism: Amoebophrya sp. A120
Lineage: Eukaryota; Dinophyceae; Syndiniales; Amoebophryaceae
Source: the annotation of a GenBank genome assembly